Lymnaea stagnalis (great pond snail) is the source of this 7471-nucleotide messenger RNA. The record is from the annotation of a GenBank genome assembly. NCBI's taxonomy places the organism in Eukaryota, Metazoa, Mollusca, Gastropoda, Lymnaeidae.
UUAAAACUUUGGAUUCAGUUUCAAAACAUUUAUUUUUUAGGGCCUAGUUGCUUUUUAAAUAUUUUUUAUAUAUAUCUGAAUACUGCAUAGGCCUAAUGCUGCAGUAAAGGAGUCAAACACAACAAGAGUAUGAGAUUGGGAGCAUAGAUUUUUAAAUAUUUGUAAUUUUACCGGGUAUAUUGGACUUAUGACUUAUUUUUAUGGUAAUUUUGCAGUUCAGGCACUUCGACUUCAGGUACGUAUAUUAUAUUAAUAUUAUUUCUGAUCGAAUUUCGUUUUAUCGGUAAAUGGUGAGUAGGGAUGCCACUAUUUUCUCAAUGGCCGCCAUCUUGGUUGACACCUAUGCCUAACCUGAUCCCUAAAUCGAUUCCUAUGCCUAGCGGCCUAGCCUGAACCCUAAACCGAUCCUUAUGCCUAACCGUAACCGGAACCCUAAAUCGAUCCCUAUGUCUAACCUGAACCCUAAAUCGAUCCCUAUGCCUAACCUGAACGUCGUGGCAUCCAUAACUACCAUUAGCCCAUAUGAUCCUAAGUUCUGAACACUCACUUAAUACAAGUUUAGAGUUGAAACUAUUUACAAUAAGUAUAAAGUAUAAGAACAAUAUAUUAUGUAGCUUUACUUUUUUUAUUUGUACAAUACUUAACCAGUUGGUAACAUGAUUGGGUGAAAAUUUAGAGUUUCCUCUUUUUCUGGGAACCCUAGUCUAGUAUAAAGUUCAAGGUAAUCCUGGAAACGGCAGUCCCAAAUUCUAAAACGUAUACACAGUAGCAAAAUACAUAAAAAUUGUUUUCAUGAAGUUCACAACAAAAAUCGCAUAUUAAUAUUUAGAAUGUAAAUAAAAGUCUCACAACAACUAAAAUGACACAGUUUUCACUCAGACUCAGUAGCAUCAAAUUCAAAUAUUCUCAGAAAAUGUGCCAAUAUUGCCACUGCAAUGCAGACCAAAUAGCUUGAAAUCAAUGCCCUGCUUGAUUCGCUCUGGUAGUAAUGCAAUUUUCUUUUUUGCCUGCAUCCAAAGGCCUUCAACUUAAUAAUUUUAAAUCCCCUUUUACUUUGUACCACAACAGUAUUGACUUGUAAUGAAAAGGUUAAAUAAAUAACUGAAAAAUAUUGCUUUUACUUUUCAGCUUAUUUAUGAAAUAGGCCUACCUUUUUUCGAUGGAGGAACCAAACUUUAUAAUGUUUGAGGCAUUUGAUUUUGACCAUAAUGAUAGUUUCCAAGCAGGCUGGAGUGUGAUUUCAAAGUCGAUUGAGUCAGCACAGAUAGCUCCUGAAUUUGUUCGGGCAAAAGUAUUCUUCUUCAAUAAGUAUGAAUUAGUUUACUUUAAAUAUCAAAAUAAAAUACUAGUUAGUUGUCUAACAAUUUUCAAACUAACUCAUUAUUAUUUACUACUUAUUUAAAAAACGUGUCAUGGCACAAGUAACAUAUGCUCCUUCUUUCAUCAGGGAUGGUGGUAGACAUUAAAAUAAUACACAUCUUUUUAAAGGUAUUUACUGAAUGAAAAAGCAUCAUAAAUAGGAAAUAGCGUUAGUAAAGACAUUUUUAAUUUUAAUUACGGAAUUUCCACUUGUAUCUCUGUGAAAAUUGUAUUACUAGUAUUGGAAACUCAACAAUAUUUAUAUUUAAAAUAUUUAGAUCAGUGGGUCAUGACCCCUUUGGAGGUCGAUUGACCCUUUCACAGGGGUCGCCUAAGACCAUCAGAAAACACAUACCCUACCAAUAUGAAGUAGCAAUAAAAAUUAUUUUCUGGUUGAGGGUCGCCACAACGUGAGGAAAUACAUUAAAGGGUCGCAGCAUUAGAAAGGUUGAGAACCACUGAUUUAGAAUAGACAUUUACAAGUGUCUAACUUCUUUGACUUAUUAUCAGGGCUGUGCGAUUGGGAGAGGGGGGGCAAAGGGGCAAUCCUACUGGACGUCAAUCUCAGGGGUGUCAAAAUCAUAAAUUAUCCUUGUAUAUAUAUAAAGGUUGAGAAGAUAUACAGAUAUAUAUAUAUAUGAAGAGUCGAUUUUUAAAAUGCUGUAUCCGCCAUUUUUGAAAAAAAUGAGAUAACUGUACAGUCUUGUAGAGCAAACCAGGUUACUUUUGGACAUGUUAAAGUUUAUCUACAAAACACAUUUUAAUCCUAUAUUAUUCUAUGUCCAAAAAGGAUCUUAUUUUCAAAACGCGUUGUGAAUUUUAAUCAAAAUGCUGUAUAUACUUUCGGACCAAUCUGUGAGAUUGGCAAGCUGAUUCUGUGGCAUUCUGCGCAUGCGCACUAAACAUCACGAAGCUAAACAACAACAAACAUGGUGGAUAAUGGCGGCGUGGAUGAAAGUGUUGUUUGCACUAUAAAAUCUUGAAAAGAAAAAAAAAAAGCUCAACACAAAAAAAAGAAAAAUCAUUUCGUCAUUCAAGCGGAGGAAAGAUACCCUCCGUUACGUAUAAUCAGGAUAAAGGGUUCUCAAGGUAAGUUACCGGUAAAUUUAUUAAAUAACAACUAAAGUUCAUUUUACAUUAACAUGGUAAAACUGAUGGUUACUACACAUCAGAAGUGUUAAGGAAAUGAAAAUAAAAAGUUGCUUUACAAUUUACAGAGUUAGCUGUGUUAUUUAUUACACAUUCAAUCUUUCACUUGCAGAUCGAGCCAUUACAGAAGAAAGAGUGCUCAAGGACAGAAAUAUUUGCCCUGUGAUUUGAAUGUAAAUAAGAAGCAUAGACUGUUUCCUGGAACAAAAGUGCUAUUGAAGAUGCUGCUUACUCUAAAUCAGACACUUCAUUGUGUUCUAUUUUGUUGUUGUUCUAAAUUCAAAUAAAAUGAUUUGUGGAUUGAACAUUGUCUUGUUUACUUUUGUUAAGAAUUCAGAUUUAUAAAAACAAACCAUGCAGACUUAUAGCACUCUAAACUUUACACUAUUACAGGGGACUUUCCAGCAUUUAUAAUACCGUUCUGUUAAAAUAUAUCAAUAAAAAAAACAUUAAUCAUACACAAUUAUAUAUAGUAUAUGAUACAAUUUUAUUUUAUUUUGUUACGUAAGUGGUUUGUAACCUAUAAAUAAACUAAAUUAUUUGCUACUGGGAAUAAUGUUGAGCUAUUAAAAUGGAUAUUAUACAGCAUUUUGUCGCUAAGUAAAAUUUGGAUACACAUCAUUUUGAAACAAAAUAGGAAAUUGAACCAAGUAAAUAAAUACAUUUUAAUUAACCUAAAUUUCAAUUUUCAUCAUAAUCUAACUUAUAUUUUGAAUAUAUACCUAAAUUAACAAUUACUGUUCUGAAAAUUUGAGCCAUCAUUGCGUAGCAGAAAAAGUCGAAUAUCUCAAAACGCCAAAAAUGGAGAAAAAGCAUUUUGAAAAUCAACUCUUCAUAUAUAUAUUUAUAUAUAUAUAUAUAUAUAUAUAUAUAUAUAUAUAUAUAUAUAUAUAUAUAUAUAUAUAUAUAUAGAAUAGCCCAUAUCAUGUAAUUUAUUGAUGAAAUAGUGUUGUGCUACUUUUAAUUUUGGUGUAUGUGUAUAUGUUGUCUUAUUGUAUAGCCUGGGGCUUACCCACAGCUAUCAAAGGGGUAUUCAGUGCCAGUGUUACCUUACUACUAUAAGCGACACCUGGCAACAUUACCAAUACUUGAUGAAUUAUGUGGUGCAGACUUUUAUUUAUGAGAUGAAAUGUUUUAUAAAUAAAAAUGUUUAAAUUAUAUCAAACAACUUCCUCCAGGAAUGUAGCCAAAAUCGAUUAUGAACAAUAUAUUUUGUGGAAGUGCAAAAAUUCUUCCCAGACAAGGGAAUAUAAACAAAAUGGUAUGUAAAAUUCUAAAUGAAUGAGAAAGAAAAUAAAGGAAAUAAAAUUGAAGGCAUGUUUCCCAAAUAUUAUUGACUAGCAACAACUUUUAAUUUUAUCAAAGAUAUUCCACUUAAGACAUCUUACACAUUUGUUUAAUAGAUAACAGUUAUAGCAGAAUUUUCAGAUGAUACAUUUAUAAUAUUAAAUGUUAUGAUUGUACAUGAAAUUAUUGCAUUAGUUAGCUUUUUGAAAUGUGUGGUAAUGUUUAUGCCCCCUUGAUCAUCAGGUACCAUCGUGAGUACUUUCCCUUUGUAUUAAAAGUGUUUAAAAUUCACGUUAGAGGGAGUACAUAGAUGCAAAUUGAAAUAAAACUCUUGCAUAGUGGCAUUCAACUCAACUGGUACUUCAUCAGGAAUGUUAGCAAACUGAGGGACUAAUCCAAUGCUUAGGAACAACACCUUUAUAUUAAAGAAAUAUAACAAUAACAGAAUAUAUGAUUGUAUUUCAAACAUUUUUUGCAGUUAUUAUCUUUUCUGUGAACCAAGACACAUAUAAUAUAAUCAAUUAUUUCCAAAUUAAUAUAGAAGUAUUAGAAGAAAUCCUAUUUUUAAAAAAAAAAACAUUUCUAUUAAGUUUAGCCGUUAGUAAAUAUGAUUAAAAAUAUUGAGUGAUAUUUUUAUUAAGAUCAACAUACCAAAGUUAUCAAAAAAUAAGUUUACCUAGGUUUUAUAGUGGUUUCAUUUGUAAGAUAUUCCUAAUUUUUAUUACGCAGUGUUAAUGCUACCGGUAACUUACUUCCAAGUAAAUUAAUUAAAUUUUACUUUUUUCCCUCAGAAAAUAUAACACAAGACGGGACCUACUCUUCAGAUAUAUCAGAAACUCCUAAUAAUUUGCUGGAAGCGGUACAUGUUCAGCCUGUAAAAGUUAACAGUGGUCAUUGCAAUGCAGAAAACCCCACUAGUUCAACUCAAACCGCAAUAACGUAUGGCCAGGAUCCAUGUGUUACUUCAGAAGAAGAAAUUGGAGAUCAUAAGGUAUCACCAAUUGUUAAUGAAACAGAAAUUGAAUGUUCACUCAGUUUGGCAGAGUUGGCUGAAUUGUUACAGAGCAAUAAACCUAUUCCAAGGUUGAGAGCAUUGAAUGUACAACCAUCAAAUGCUGAGCCAACACCUUCAACACUGUCUAGAAGGCUGAAGCCAUGGGAAUCUGAUGCAUGCAGAUCUGACUUUUUGUUACCUCUUGAUAAGGCAAGUUCCUCGGCAAGAGAUUGUGAGACUGUGCAGCCCCUUUAACAUAUGCUGUGAUUACAAAUAUAAGAUAUUUUAAAAGCAGUUUUGUUGCAUAAAGUAAUUUUUUAUUCCUAAUUAUUCCAAUUCAUUAUUUUGAAAAAUGAUAUUUUUUACAUAAGAGAUCAGCAACCUUCUUUCACGAGCGGCACACCCCAGGCCUUUCCAAUAAUUCCCUGGUAAACCACACAUAAAAACUUUCAAAAAUAUACUAAAUAUCAUAUUAUAGUUAAGAUUUAUAAUGGUGUGAAAUUGUAAAAUGUGUAGAUUUAUAAUCCAAAUGACAGAGGAACGAAGAGAGUGCAUCAAUAAUACCUCAGAGGAAAAAGGCUCAAAGGCAGACCUAGGCUUAGGUGGAUAGAUGAUGUGGAAAAUGAUCUACAUCAGUUGAAAGUCCAAGCAUGGAAAAAAAAAGCCAUUAGUUAGGUCUGAGUGGAAGGAAGUGGUGAGGCAGGCCAAAGCCCUACUUGGGCUGUAGCGCCACAGGGAUGGAUGGAUGGAUAGAUUUAUAAUGGUGUGAAAUUGUAAAAUGUAUACGAUUACAUUGUAUAGCUCCAUUUUAAAACUCUGUGUUGGACACAUCGUCAAUUUUCUGUUACCAGUAUCACAGAGUUUGACAGCCUGGUAUAGGCUACUAACCAAUCUUGGCAACAUGGUUUUAUUAAAUUUACAAGCUUAUAUUUAGACCUACAGGACACUUAUCCUUUUCGCACCAUGCCUGGGAUAGGGCACUUAUCCUCCUCACAUCAUGCCUGGGAUAGGGCACUUAUCCUCCUCACAUCAUGCCUGGGAUAGGGCACUUAUCCUCCUAACAUCAUAGCUGGGAUAGGGCACUUAUCCUUUUCACAUCAAGCCUGGUAUUGUAGGGAACCUUAUUUACACUCCGACAAACUUCAUCUCUGGUACUCAAUAAGUAAACAACUCCGGUGAUACAUUUGAUGAGUAAACUCGUGUUCUUUAUUGGCUCUGUCACUUGCUUACACUUUCAUUCAUCUCACAGCUCUGACUGCCCUCGUCCUCUACCGUCGCUGUUCUCUACCUCUCUCUGCUCUCUGUCCUUCCUCCGUCACCAAUCUAACCGUCCCCUCUUAUAGGUCCACCAGCCAACCCAAGCGUCGCUAGAGAUUACUCCCCCUACCUUCUUAGUCUUGAUUUAUCUGCUACGCGCCAAACACCUGGACUGAACUCUGCCGUGGGUUUUGCCCCUCAUCCCUGCCCGCUGCAUUCCUCGCCUUAAUUUAUUUGGUCAGUCUUCGACUGUGGGUUUACCCCGCUCCGCUGACCUCCAUUGUGUUCCACGUCUUAAUUUAUAUGCUACCCGCCAAACACCUGGACUGAACUCUGCCGUGGGUUUUUCCCCUCACCCUGUCCACCUGGACUGAGGCUGAACUCUCUACAAUACCCCCAUCUUACAAAACAAUGUCGUCCCGACAUUACACAACAUCCCCGUUAAAAUUCUUAUGACUGGUUUCUAAAUGGCAUCAAGUGACUUGGACCUUCAGCAUUCAUUUACAAACAGCUCACAGUAAUACACGUGACGUCAUUCGCUUUGGUUCUAAUGCGUCUCCUGGUGUAAACAAUCCUACGGUAGCCCUACCUUCGAAUACGACAAUUGAAUUAAACGGACACCCCUAACGGCCUAACGCGGUCUCCUAAACAGUUGUGGUUAAGGUCAGAGUCAGUUUUGAGUCAGUCAGAGCGCCUAGUACAUUCACAACAAUCAAACAAUUAUGGGUGUACAACAACUAGAUCAAGAAUACUACAUCAUCUAGAAACUUAAUUAAUUGUACAGCAUUAAGAUAUAAAUUUAAAAACUAUAUUAAACAAAAAAAAAUUUCAAUUACAAUGAAAAUUGUCAAGUAUCAUAUCAGAAUCGAAUAAAAAUUCAGAGCAACAGCAAUUAUUGUGGUCGGUAUACAUCCAAAACUACUUAAAGCCUUCAAUGUUAUUGUUAAUGUCAUUAGGAUUCACAAAACAUUUUAUACCUCAAAAAAAAAACAUCAACUCGAAAUAACAAUCAUCAUGUCAUAAUUAGAGCAUUAUCUUUUUAUAACCGAUUCAACUCUGGAGUUCAUAUGUCUCUAGAUAAAAUAAAACAACAUUAGUUAACUUUAAAUCUUUUCACAAAAAAAAAUGCAUGUCAUUCCCUAAAAUAAACUAGGUGUCCAAAAUGUCUUCACUCUAAGCUUCUUGCAGAACGCGUGGAAGCUCCGGAGUAGCUCCCAUCAAGUUGUCUCUUAGGCAAAUUGUUUGUAACCUUAAAAUCCAGUCGGGUGGAUUAUUGUCAUAAUAGGGUUUCAAUCGGUCGUGAUGAAUUAUUCUUGCCUUCGUCUUUCCCUCUCCUCGAAUUUCAAAUAACACAUCACUAAAUUUUCGACUGACAACGAAUGGUCCGCGCCAUUUAUUUGGGUUCAAUUUUGGGUUUCGACCCAC